Messenger RNA from Fusarium odoratissimum NRRL 54006, 1563 nucleotides. RefSeq lists its product as uncharacterized. Gene Ontology annotation, molecular function: iron ion binding; heme binding; monooxygenase activity. The transcript has 2 exons. Bases 1 to 1563 code for a protein of 520 amino acids. The record is from RefSeq and is a predicted model, not a curated record. Lineage: Eukaryota; Fungi; Ascomycota; Sordariomycetes; Hypocreales; Nectriaceae.
AUGGACUGGGAGCGUGUCGCCUCCACCUGGCAGACAGCUUCACCAGCCUCACGAGUAAUCGUCACCCUCAGUACCCUCUCACUCACAGCCCUUCUCAUCUCAAUCAUCUACGAACUCUACUUCUCCCCCCUCUCCAAAUUCCCCGGCCCAAAACUAUGCGCCAUCUCCCGCAUCCCCCAUCUCAUAGCAACAGCCAGCGGCCACCAACUCCCCUGGCUCAUCAAUCUCCACAACAAAUACGGCGGCGUUGUUCGCAUCGCCCCAGAUGCUCUCACAUUCACUGAUGAGCGCGCCUGGGCUGAUAUCUGCGGUGCAUCAAAAGCUGCAAAAGAUGGCAUGGCGAAAGAUCCUCGUCUUGCGGCUUUGGUAGGCGGUGAUUUGGUGAAUCCGGAUCCUGCGAAGCCGAGAUCGCAGCAGACUCAUAGUAUUAUGAGAAAGGCGAUGGUUCCGGCGCUAAAGAGGGAGAAUGUUAAGAAACUUGAGGGUAUGAUUAAUGGGCAUAUUGAGGAGUACCUCUCUGCUCUGCAGAAGGUUAGUGAAGGGAAAGAAGCUGUUGAUAUGCGAGAUAUGAACAGUUUUCUCAUCUGCGAUCUCAUCGCGGAUCUGUUCCUCGGUGAAUCUCUUCAUCUGUUUACUGAUUCAGAGUUCAUCCCUUGGGUACACUCGUUCGAUCGCUUUGCCCGAGGUGUCACCAUCCUCGCUGUCCUCAACCGUUUCCCUUUCUUACACAAAUUCCUCCUCUUUGCUGUUCAUCGCUGGGGAAGCGGUGAACGUGACUCUUUCAUGGCGCCUAUCUUUGCACGCUUUGACCGUCGUGUCGCUCUCACUUCAGCUCGACAUGACAUGCUGCAAAUGGUGCUUGAUGGAGAUUCCGAAAGUACUGGACGUCAGGGAACUAUGCCCCUUGACCUUCUACGAGAGUUUGCACCAUUCUUGAUGUUAGGAGGAUGUGAGGCUAUGCCUACAGUACUCACAGGCUUUGUCUACUUCGUCUUUCGCAAGAAGAGUGCAGAUAUUAGGAAGAAGCUUCUGGAAGAGGUUCGCAGAGCCUUCUCUCGUGAUUCCGAUAUCACAAUGGAUAAGAUUAGCCAGUCUCAGAAAGACCUGCCGUACCUGGAAGCAUGUCUUCAAGAGUCUAUUCGCUGCUACUCACCGGCUGCAACCGGCACCGACCGUGUAGUACCUGCAUCUGGGGCUCAAAUCGCGGGUCGCUUUGUGCCCGGCAACACAGUGGUCAUGAUGCUGCAUCAAGUGACCUACUCAGUCAAGCACAACUUUUCUAGAGCAUCGGAGUAUGUACCCGAGAGAUGGCUUCCUGAAGGAAAGGGUCGGCCUCAGGAUUGCAUCGAUGAUGUGAGGGGCAGUGUUCACCCGUUCUCAGUUGGCCCGCAGUCUUGCUUCGGACAAGAACUGAGCUUUUAUGUCUUGCGGUUGGCGUUAUGUAAGCUUUUGUAUCGCUUUGAUAUUGAGCUUACGUCUGAGUCCGAGAAUUGGGUAGAAGGGCAGCUUACCUUUGGUACGAGGUCAAAGCCUCCACUGAUGGCAUACGUCAAGAAAGCAUGA